Messenger RNA from Mangifera indica (mango), 1980 nucleotides. RefSeq names its product phosphoglycerate kinase, cytosolic. Gene Ontology annotation, biological process: glycolytic process; gluconeogenesis. The record is from RefSeq and is a predicted model, not a curated record. Gene Ontology annotation, cellular component: cytosol. The transcript is spliced from 7 exons. Lineage: Eukaryota; Viridiplantae; Streptophyta; Magnoliopsida; Sapindales; Anacardiaceae. Gene Ontology annotation, molecular function: ATP binding; ADP binding; phosphoglycerate kinase activity. The coding region runs from base 527 to 1732 and encodes 401 amino acids.
ACCUUUGGAUGAAAAAUGAUUCGGUGCAUGGUCAUGCCUGUUCUAAUACUAAAAUCUUUAUUCCUUGCUUAAUAAUCAAAUUAGAGUAUUUGGCAAAAUGUAUAGCCUUAUGGGAUAUUCCUUUCUUGCAUCCAUCGGUGUUGUUGAUAUCUCCAAGAUUGCCCUACUUUUAUCAACACCGUUGCACUCUUGAAAAUAUCUCAAACCUUAUUUGAUUCGAAUUAAGUUAGAUUCAACAACUUAGAUAUAGUUUGAGGAUACUUUUGUUUUGGAAUUUUAAUUAGAACUUGAGUUGAUUAAAAGUAACCUCUUUUUCUUUUGGAAUUUUAGUUCUGCUCAAAGCAAAACCACUUACCAUUAGCCCACGGUUUAAUCCUAACUCACACUCUCUCACACGAUCAAUCACGGACAAGUAAGCACCGUUUUCUAUAAAUAACAAAAAUUCUCUAACCUUCUUUCUCUCAGUAAGACGACGACAAAGCUCGCUUAGAUUUCUCAGAUCUUUAAGAGUUGAUAUUAUUGUAAGAUGGGUGCCAAGAGAAGUGUCAGUGAUCUUAAAGAGGCCGAUUUGAAGGGAAAGAGAGUGUUCGUAAGAGUGGAUCUGAACGUGCCUUUGGAUGAUAACCUGAAGAUCACUGAUGACACCAGGGUUCGUGCUGCUGUUCCCACCAUCAAGUACUUGAUGCAACAUGGCGCCAAAGUUAUUCUCUCCAGUCAUUUGGGAAGGCCUAAGGGUGUCACUCCCAAGUACAGUUUGAAGCCUCUUGUGCCAAGGCUCUCUGAACUUCUUGAAUUUGAGGUUAAAAUAGCAGAUGAUUGCAUUGGUGAAGAAGUUCAGAAAUUGGUGGCUGAAAUCCCUGAUGGAGGUGUCCUACUCCUCGAGAAUGUGAGGUUCUAUAAAGAAGAAGAGAAGAAUGACCCCGAAUUUGCUAAGAAGCUAGCUUCGCUUGCGGAUCUUUAUGUGAAUGACGCAUUUGGCACUGCUCAUAGAGCCCAUGCCUCCACUGAGGGAGUUGCUAAAUACUUGAAGCCAUCUGUUGCUGGUUUCCUUAUGCAGAAGGAACUUGACUACCUUGUUGGAGCUGUUUCAAAUCCCAAGAAACCAUUUGCUGCAAUUGUUGGUGGCUCAAAGGUGUCAUCAAAGAUUGGGGUUAUUGAGUCCCUCUUGGAGAAGGUUGACAUUCUAUUACUUGGUGGAGGUAUGAUCUAUACUUUCUACAAGGCCCAAGGACACUCUGUUGGUUCAUCCCUUGUGGAGGAAGACAAGCUUGAACUUGCAACAUCACUUAUGGAGAAGGCUAAGGCUAAAGGAGUGUCACUCUUGCUCCCAACUGAUGUUGUUGUUGCGGACAAGUUUGCUGCUGAUGCGAACAGCAAGGUAGUCCCAGCAACUGGAAUUCCUGAUGGAUGGAUGGGCCUAGAUAUCGGGCCUGAUGCCAUCAAGACAUUCAGUGAAGCUUUGGACACUACCAAAACUGUUAUUUGGAAUGGACCAAUGGGUGUGUUUGAAUUUGACAAGUUUGCCGUGGGAACUGAGGCAAUAGCCAAGAAGCUUGCAGAGCUCAGCGGCAAGGGGGUGACCACAAUCAUUGGAGGAGGUGACUCAGUAGCAGCUGUGGAGAAGGUUGGGCUUGCUGACAAGAUGAGCCACAUUUCAACAGGUGGUGGUGCAAGCUUGGAGCUUCUUGAGGGGAAGACACUCCCAGGAGUCCUUGCUCUUGAUGAUGCUUGAGCCUGAUGAUUUCUGAACCCCACCUCUUUUUUUCUCUGUUCAAUCUCACUGAUGCAAUGUGGCUGAAUUUCAGCUGCAGUGGAUUUUAGUUAUAAAACAUAGCUGAUUUUGUAGAGGCUGUUGCAGUAACAUGGACUAAAUAAAUUUUUAUCUCAUAGGCAUCAUUAGUGAUGCAUUGCUUUGGAUUGGGAUCCUUUUGGGAACACUUUUGAUGAUGAUCCAGCUAUGAGAGUUUGCUUUUUGACCCA